CAGAAGACAACAGCAGCUGAAAGAAAAGUUAGCCUUCCUGAAAAGAGAGUACAGCAAAACAUUCAACAGGCUACAGAACUGGUGGAUAAACAGUCUCCCAAUGCUGGUGAUAAACCUGAAGCAUGUGGGUUUCAGACCAAUGCCUCUUCUGCCUCUGGCACUGAGAAAAAAACGUCUGUCACGUUUAAACUUGAGCCUGAAUUCUUCAACAAGGAAGUUAACCUACAGAAAAGUUCACAGGCAGAAAUCACAAAUAGGGACCAAGAAGAUGUCCUCUCUGGCCUCGUUAUGUCUGUUACUGAGGAGAGCCAAAAUCAGCUGCCAAGGAGUGGAAUGGCUUUGGUCUCACGGGGGAGAGAAUCCGCUUGUGAAGUGCCACCAGUCAGUGCUGGUCAGAGGUUGGAAAAUCAAAUGGCCAGUGCAGAGGAGCUUGGGUCACCAGUGUUCAAGGGGAGGAAUACCAUCUCCAGCACCAAGAAUAACAUUCCGACAGCCCUCAAGCUGGUCAUUGUGAGGGAAGAAAAAGAUUUAACUCCUCAAGAUCCACGGGUAGGAGAUUGGCAGGAAAUGCCCAAAGAAAAUGUAUUUCUGAGUGUCCCUGAGCCACGUUCAUACAUGUCGAUGGGUGGCAGUAACGUUCAGCAGCCUUUGUCUCCAUGUGCCGUGGACAUCUGUGCCAGCUGUGAGCCAACAGCACCGUGUUUAGUGAGCGAUAGCCCUGUUUCAUUUGAAAACGUGGGUGAUGCAGAAAAAGAACUUGCCUGUGUAGAAAACAAAAUGGAAAAUGUGUGUGUGGAUUGUGAAGAGUUAUGUAGGUCCUUGGAUUUAUCUGCAGAUAAUCAGCCAUCCUCAGCAGGCAGAGGCAACCCUAGUCUUAGAGAACUCAGAACCCAUAAAGAAAGAAACCACAGUGAGCCCAGUAGCUCAAGGCUGCUGAACACUGAUGCUGUUCUGGGAAACGUUGAAGAACAUUUGGAGAAUCCAGAGGCCCCGAGUGAAGCAGGGUCUCCUGUCCUAGAGACGACGACUCCUGCAGCAGAAAGCGCACUGAGCUCUUGCACAAUGAUCGAAGGACUUCUCUUUCCCGUAGAGUAUUAUGUUAGGACAACUCGGCGUAUGUCUGCCUGCCAGAGGAAAGUAGACCUGGAGGCUGUCAUUCUCAGCCAGCUGGGCAGGAGCAGGAAGGGGCUGCGAAAUAAACAAAAGCAGCUAAAUUCAAAUUCAGAUCAGCUCUACCAAGAACCAGCCCAAAGCGAUGUGCAGGCAGGGGGCACUCCGUUCCCUUUUCUAGGCGCAGAGAGUGACCCAGUGAGUUCGAGCAGCUCUCCGAAAUCUCUCCCUUCCUCGGGGGAGAGCUGCACUUCCAGUGGGUCUCUUUCUCAGAAGAGUAUUGUUAGUACACGACGAGCUAAAGGAAGAACCUGGCGGAGAGGAAGGGGCAGAGGGGGUUCUACCUGCAGACCUGCCCUGGAUGCGUCGCAAGCACGUCCUGAUAAUUCAGAUCUCAUAGAGCCGAAGGAAAAGAGUGCUCGCAUCUCAAGCGAUUCUCACAGUGCAAAGGAAAACUGCGAGGGUGACCCAGAGAGCUCAUCAGUAGGAAAAACAAGGGUGCUUGUCACCGCAGAAGCAGAAAUGUCAGGCAUUAUAUGGCCAGCUGAAGCUGAUCUUCCUGAGGGAAACCAAACAUUUGGCAAAUGCCAUCAGCCUCCUUUAGAACAGAUGCAAACUCCACUGCCCGCAGUUAAAGAAACUCCACCUCGACAUGAUCUCCCAAGUACCUCUGUGAAACGUAAAGCGAGACAGGGAUCUAAAGGUAAAAGAGGGCGCAGUCAACAGAUGGGCUUGGAAGAUCUGACUCCUCUAGGCCGUCUUGAUCUGGAUCCUGUGGCCUUUGACCCUCCCUUUCACUUCCAGAAUGAGAUGCUCAGUCUCAAGUGGCUGCCCUCUAAGCUGGACAUCAGAGACUUUCAUUUACCGGAUGAGGAGUUUGGUUUCCUUAAAUUGGAGAAACUACAGUCCUGCCCAGUGAAAGAGCUGGAGCCCUUUGUUGCUUCCGGGUCUGGACGCGGGCAGCACCAUGCUGGAGGCAGCGUGAGGCUGGGGGACGUGAGACACACAGUGAAUACAGAAGGGAAGAGUCCAGAAAAUAGCUUUAUGUCUCCUGCAAAGGUGCUGUCGCCUACACAGCAUCACUCAGCAGGACUGUUGCACAAGAGCAGGCUUUCUCCAAGGGAAUUGCUGCUGACUCCGGCAAGUACUGUCUCAGCUGAUGCCAUCGCCCAGCGUAACUCUCAGAUUCGCCUACCUGCUUUCCCUGUCUUGGGUGCGACCCCGGCCGUCCUGUCACAGUCUGACACGCUGUCUGUGCUUCCUUUGCAAGUGAAAACCAGUCCCUUCAAAGAGCCAGCCAGGUAUGGCAUGGAUGGGAGGGAGCGUAAUAACUCCACAAGCGUGUUGCACUCAGAGAGCUGCAGGAUGGGAUCUGAUGGCAUCUCUGACGAAGCCAUCACCCUCAAAGAGCAUCAGCCAGCAAGGAGCAGCUCCCCGGAGUGCUGCAAGGCAAAGGACAAAACGACAGCAGAGCAAUUGGCUGUAGCAUUGAGUGACCUGGGAGACAGGAGCUUGCAUCUGGCCUCAAAGCUAAAGAACCCCUCAAGUUCCUGUGCCGUGGACGUGAGCACUGUCUGGUGGGAAUCAGCUGGCUGCACGGAACUGUGUAUCCUCACUGCUUGUGAGACUUCAGUCUCUCUGUGGAAACCUCUGGCUUCCAGCCAGUGGAGAAAGGCGUAUACCUGGCACCUUGCAGAGAUUCCAGUAAUACAAAUUGUUCCCUUGCCAGAUGUCUGUAAUCUUGUGUGUGUUGCCUUGGGAGAGCUGGAGAUUGGAGAAAUAAGGCUCUUGCUUUGUUCUUCCGAAGAUGGCUCCUUAAAGCAAUCGCUAAUGAGAACUGGGAACAUCAAAGCUGUUCUUGGGCUGACAAACAGGAGGCUGGUCAGUAGUAGCGGGGCCCUUCAAGACCAGCAAAUCGAGAUAAUCUCCGUUUUGGAGGCAGGGAGAAGCAAAGAGAGGCAGAGUUUGAUGCCCCCAGAAGAAACCAUUCUGGCAUUUGCUGAGGUGGAAGGGAUUAGAGAUGCUUUGGUUGGCACCACUGCCAUGAACAACCUUGUUAUUUGGAACUUGAAAACCGGCCAGAUUCUGAAAAAGAUGCAUGUUGGUUAUUCCUACCCUGCCUCCAUCUGCCAUCGUGCCUAUUCUGACUCUGGCCUCUUGUUUGUUGUUUUAAGUCACCCACAUGCCAAAGAGAAUGAGUCCUGUGGAAACCCUGCAUUCCGGGUGAGAGCGUUCAAUCCCAGGACAGCCAGAAGCACUGGGGUCAUGUUCUUCUCCCUCCCUCCUGGACACAGCGGAAGGUACCUGGAAGGUGAAGUGAAGGGUGGCUCCGCGGCAGCUGUGCUAACAUCUGGAACAAUCGCAGUGUGGGACUUAUUUUUAGGCCAAUGUACUGCUCUGCUUCCACCAAAUACUGAUGGGAAAUGGUCUUUGGUCAGGUGGUCAGUCACAGAUUCCUGUCUCCUGGCUGGACAGAAAGACGGAAGCGUGUACAUGUACCAUUAUUCACUGUAGGGAAUUGAAUGGGUAAUACGAUGGCUUCUCAAAGCUAACAGAGUUUGCCCUGAUAAUCUAAAGUAAAUGGAGCAGUUUAGGAUUUUAAGUUGAAAGAAGAUUCUUCAGUGUCAUCUGUUCGCUUUCCCACAAGUAUACUGAGUUCACAAGGUCUGUAAGAUAAUGCUGGUCAACCUGGCUGACUUGGAAUGUUUCUUGUCCUGUUCAUUAGAUCUGUGAAGCCAGUGGCAUGCUGUUUAACAGAGAUUGGCUAGAUCUACCUGUUGGCAUUCAGGGUUUGUACAUUUCAUUGUGAAAAGCAUUUUCAGUGGAUUAUUUUGAUGUAAGAUGCUAUUAAACUUUAUUUUU
Molecule: messenger RNA, 3972 nt
Organism: Pelodiscus sinensis (Chinese soft-shelled turtle)
Lineage: Eukaryota; Metazoa; Chordata; Testudines; Trionychidae
Source: RefSeq, a predicted model, not a curated record